GCCCGACCAUGCCGGGACUGAGCAUGAGCGAGAGCGGUGUCCUGUUUGGGAGUAGCGCUGGACUGAAAAGCCUGGCUUGCAAACCAGAGAGCCAUACCAAGAAAGCCGGGGCGCAGUUGCUGCUUCGUCGGGGAGCGCAGCCGGGAGGCGCAGUCCCGCCGAGCAACUGAAGGCGGACUUUGCGGCUGGCGCUGCUGCGAGCGUCUUUGUGCGGCGAGACAAAGUUGUGCGUUGCCGCUGGUGGGCGGAGUCCCAACGCGGAGCCCGUGGGGCUGGAAGAGCAGCAGCGACAGGAGGAAUUGCUGCAGUGUCCGAAGAACCGGCAGCCCCCUCAGCAGCGGCUCUAGCAGCAGCAGCAGCAGCAGGACGAGCAUUUGCCAGUAAUGAAAGGGGUGUGAUGCUAGGCCGGGGGUACAGAUCCUGAAGACGAAUUGAAAUCAGCUUGUUUUGAAUCUUAAAACAUUGGCAGGUUUUUGCUUCCAUCAUGACAAAGAGGCCUCAUGAUGCCCCCCUCUUCUUUUGCGUUCUCCACUUGCCAUCUUGCUAAGGCUUCGGGUCAAGAAUGAACAUAGCGGCAGUGUUCAAUGCCUUGCUAGUGUCUGUCCUUGCAGCGGUGCUGUGGAAAUACAUCAAGCUGCGAGACCACGUCUCUGUGCUGGAAGAGGAGCUGGUUCUCACUCGCCAGUCCCAGGAGCUCUCUCAGGUCCGCAUCGACUACCAUGCCGCACUCCAGGCCCUGGUGGAAGACGGCACCCGAAUGGUGUGCACUGGCAGGAUGCACACAGAUCGAAUAUGUCGUUUUGAGUCGCUGUGUUAUUCCACGGAGGCAGAGGAGUUUGUCUUCUUCCACAGCAACUACUCAGUCAUGCUUCCCAACUUGGGCUCCAGAAGGUUCCAGCCUGCCCUCCUUGAUCUGUCCUCAGUGGAGGACCACAACACGCAGUAUUUCAACUUUGUAGAACUGCCAGCUGCAGCACUGAAAUUUAUGCCAAAGCCGGUUUUUGUUCCCGACGUGGCACUGAUUGUGAAUAGGUUCAAUCCGGACAACCUGAUGCAUGUCUUUCACGAUGAUCUCCUCCCGAUCUUCUACACCAUGCAGCAGUUUCCAGAUUUGGAUCUUGAGUCACGGUUGUUUUUCAUGGAAGGGUGGGGAGAAGGCCUGCACUUUGAGCUGUACAAACUGCUGAGUAACAAGCAGCCACUCUUGAGAGAGCAGCUUAAAACCCUUGGGCGGCUCCUUUGCUUUACUAAGUCAUAUGUGGGACUAUCAAAAAUCACAACAUGGUAUCAGUAUGGCUUUGUUCAGCCCCAGGGACCAAAAGCCAACAUCCUGGUCUCUGGCAACGAGAUCCGACAGUUUGCAAAGUUCAUGAUGGAGAAGCUGAAUGUUAGUUUGGAAGGAACGCCCCAGGAGGAAUAUAUUAUCGUGUUCAGCCGAACUAUAAACAGACUAAUUCUAAAUGAGGCAGAACUUAUCUUGGCACUUGCCCAAGAGUUUCAGAUGAAAACCAUUACAGUUUCCCUAGAAGAUCAUACUUUUUCAGAUAUUGUCCGCCUGAUCAGCAAUGCAUCCAUGUUAGUCAGCAUGCAUGGAGCCCAGCUAGUUAUGUCUCUCUUCCUGCCAAGAGGAGCCACUGUUGUAGAACUCUUUCCUUAUGCUAUAAACCCUGAACAUUAUACACCUUACAGAACACUGUCUACUCUUCCUGGCAUGGACCUCCAAUACAUUGCUUGGCAGAACACUGAAAAGCAGAAUACUGUGACCUACCCAGACAGGCCCUGGGAUCAAGGUGGGAUCGCUCACUUAGACAAAACAGAACAAGAGCGCAUCAUGAAAAGCACAGAAGUUCCCCGUCAUCUCUGUUGUCGAAACCCAGAGUGGCUUUUCAGGAUCUACCAGGACACAAAAGUUAACAUUGCUUCCCUUAUCCAAGUGAUCAGGCAAACUGUGAAAUCCAAGCCUGGGCCCAGGAGGCAGAAGUGGGCUAGCGGGCUCUACCCAGGCAAAGUCCGAGAUGCCAGAUGCCAGGCCUCUGUCCAAGGAACUGCUGAAGCGAAACUCUCCGUGUCUUGGCAGAUCCCUUGGAACCUCAAAUACCUGAAAGUCAGGGAGGUGAAAUAUGAAGUGUGGAUACAGGAGCAAGGAGAGAACACAUACAUGCCUUACAUCUUGUCUCAUCAGAAUCAUACGUUUUCAGACAACAUCAAGCCCUUCACGAACUAUCUGGUGUGGAUUCGCUGCAUUUUCAACAAGAAUCUCCUGGGACCCUUUGCAGAUGUGCUGUUAUGUAGUACGUAAAAUGGCCGCCCCAUUUGGGAGAUGCUGCCCUGGCAAGUGGAUUUAAGAGAAACAAGCUGGUCCAAUCAUUCUGUAGUCUGUAGAUAACUGAAAGGGACUACAGACCAUGUCAGUGCCUAAGUGUCCAUUUGAUUGCAUUCAAUGUGUCUUCUCUUCCCCAUAUGGAAUUAUUUCCUGUUUGUCUGUAACCUUUUUUUUGGUCUUUGACAAUAGCCUACAGGCAUGAAUCUAUACACUGGCAAUCAGGAUGGAACGUAAUUGUUGAUGUACCUUGGUAAUAGUUUGAAUCCCUCUUAUUUGCGUGAUAAAAUAUCUUAAGCCCAAUUUUAAGCCAGAAUUUGGUUAUGUCACUGGAUGAGCAAUUUCUGUGUGUUGUCCAGUAUUUAAUUUCGCUCAAACUCCCCCCCCCCCCCCAAAAAAAAAGAAACUCUAUCUGUAUCCCAGAACAAAGUAUUUGGUACUUGAAUCUUCAUUAAAUUGUUGGAAACCAA
Heteronotia binoei (common prickly gecko) is the source of this 2790-nucleotide messenger RNA. It is a transcript of the gene POMGNT2, whose product is annotated as protein O-linked mannose N-acetylglucosaminyltransferase 2 (beta 1,4-). The coding region runs from base 563 to 2299 and encodes 578 amino acids. The transcript is spliced from 3 exons. Gene Ontology annotation, molecular function: protein binding; protein O-acetylglucosaminyltransferase activity. Gene Ontology annotation, cellular component: endoplasmic reticulum. NCBI's taxonomy places the organism in Eukaryota, Metazoa, Chordata, Lepidosauria, Squamata, Gekkonidae. The record is from RefSeq and is a predicted model, not a curated record. Gene Ontology annotation, biological process: protein O-linked glycosylation via mannose.